GUGAGCAGCGAGCGCCCGCCGAGCAGUCGUAGCGCCAGCCAAGAUUGCGCGGACGAGGAGCGGCCGGAGCAGGGGCGCUCGGAUGAGGCCCCUGGUCAGUGCGACCGAGCAGCUGCGGCGAGUGAGGCGCCAGCCCAAGUGACAGGACAUGGUGGAGCUGGUGGUCGCGCCGGAAGAGAGCAGCCAAGUCUGCGCCACAGCAGACACGCAGCACGGCGCCGGCCGACGGCGCCAGCCCUCGACGCCGGCCACGACGACGGCGACGACGACGACGCCGACGACGACGCCGACGACGACGACGACGACGACGACGAUGCUGCGGGAGCCGGCGGCGCGCCUGCCGGCAGCGAGCAUCAGCCACGCCGCGACGGCGCUGGACUGCUCCGUGCAGCCGAACCGGAGCUUGCCGCUGCGGCCCGCACCGCCGGUGCCGCGCCGCACCCACUGCCGACCUCAGCCACAGCAACAGCGUCGCCUGCUGCCGUGCGACGACCGCGGCUCCGGUGGCGCCGCAGCGACCGCCGAGCUCCAAGACCAUCGACGGAGGGAGAGCGCCGCUUCGGACUACGCCAAAGAGCCGAGAUACCAGCCGAAGAGAUACCCGAGCCAGAACGCGGAGAGUUGCUCGUUGUCGGCAGCGGCGCGCAACGGCGAUGGGCCGCGCAUCAUCAAGGACAUCGUCGUGGACGCCACCAAAAUGGUACCGCCGCUGAGACUGAAGAAGCUAGCCGCGGCUGGUCAGCAGCAGCAGUCUCAGCCACAGGCAGAGCAGAGGCAAAGCGAAGACGAGUCAAAGUACUGUAUCGUCAAGGAGUCGACGAGUGCGUCAGGUGGCGAACCGACGACGCUGAACGAGCUGAAAAUGGGCGGUGAGAGAGUCGUCGGCGACGAGCCGAAGAGCAUCGAGAUCGUCAUCCCGUCGAUACCCGAGCUCGGCAUCAAAGAGACGCGGACCGACAUGAGGAUCAACGUGGCGCAGGACAGUUCGGCCAGCAGACCGUUCAUCGUCAAUUACGUGCUCUCCAACGACUGCAAGUACCCCACGAUAGUGCCACUGAACGCGAAGAUGCCGGGCCAGACCAUGCCCACGCCCGAGCCGGCGGGCAGCGGCCGCGGCGGCGGCAAGUCCGAGCCAGUCAACCUACCGCCGAGCCCGGCGAGCAGCAGCGACAAGCUGUCGGUGCGCUCGAUGCCGCUGCUCGGCCUCGAGGACGCCGACGAGGUGCAGAUCAUCCUGACGACGGCCUCGCACGAGAGCAGCCCGUGCAAGUCGAACGCGGCGAGCAGCCACAGCGGCAGCGAGGUGAGCGUGUCGGAGCGCCGGCGCCGCUGGUACGUGCGGCGCGAGCAGCUGCGAGAGAAGUUCCGCGAGCUGCGCGCCCAGGCGCUCGAGAUGCGGACGCAGAUCGACGCGUCGCGCAGCGUGCUGCCCGAGGACAGCGCCGACCGGCCCAAGUUCCAGACUAUCAUCGACGACUGCGACGCGCGCAUCAACGACCUGUCCGCCAAGCUGCGCAAGCUCAGCGAGGCGACGUCGGCCGAGCGCUUCGACGCCUACUGCGAGGAGACCGGCGAGGACAAGGUCUACGACGAUGCCGACGACGGCGAGGACGACGUCGACGACGACGACAACGACAACGACGACGACGAGAACGAGGCGGCCGCGCCGACGCCGCCGCCGCCAGCGCGCAGGCGCUCGUCCGCCGACGAGUGCCGGCGGGUCGCCGAGGAGGCUGCCGUCGGCCCGAGCGACAAGAUAGCCGCGCGCUCUGGCGAGGCGGGCAAGGCGUCGCAGGCGUCGCAGGCGUCGCCGCUGGCGGAGCCGCAGAGGAGGACGCCCAACGGCUACUACGCAGCGAUCCCGAGGGAGCUCGACAGACCGACCGGCUACGUCGUCCGGCCCGCGAAAGCAGUGAAUGGCGUAAUAGUGGAGCCACGAGCCUCGGCGCAACAGCAUUAUCAGCGUCAGCAACAGCAACAUCAGCAGCAGCAGCAUCAGCAGCAGCAGCAUCAGCAUCAGCAGCAGCAGCAGCAGCAGCAGCAGCAUCAUCAUCAGCAGCAGCAACAACAGCAACAGAAGCGCGGCUACUCCAGUUUUCUGAUAGACGAGCUGAGCGCGGCGCCGCGAACCAGCGCCGCGCGGGUGCCCGCCAACAGCCCGCGCGAGGCUCUCGUGCCGGGGGCGUGGGUUGAGUCGCAGCCCGGCGCCAGUGCCGUCGACGCGGACAAGAGGCCUCUCGAUCUGGCCACCAAGAGAUCGGCCUCGCAGGAGGAGCUGAUCAAAGAGGAUCGCAGGAAACGGAGACGAGUGUCGGACGUGUCAAGUCACUGGCCGGCAGCGGCAGCAUUCCUGCCCGCUCAACCGUUGAUCCAUCCGCAGCAGCAACAGCAGCAACAACAGAAUCAGCAGCAGCAUCAUCAUCAGCAUCAUCAUCAUCAUCAUCAUCAGCAGCAGCAGCAGCAGCAGCAGCAGCAGCAGCAGCAACAGCAACAACAGCAACAACAGCAGCAGCAACAGCAGCAGUUGCCAUCGUCGCCGCAGCGCAGUAGUCGCGAAGUAUUCCCAUUAGCUCAGCAAGCGCCACAAAUUUAUCCUUACGUACCGGAGGCAACGAUUUGGUCACCAGGUGGGAUAGUGGCUCAGCACCUCGAGCAGUCGACAAAUCUGACCGAGCGUAUCGUUCGCACUCACGACUACCGUGCGCUGUGGCACGACAAGUCGAUGUCGAGUAUCGUCAACGAGAGACAGUCGCUGCCAGGCGACUACGCGCUAGCCGUGCAGAGGGUACACGAGAGCGCCGUGACGCCCGAUCAAGUGAAGCCGCAAGAUAUCGCAGCGGCCAAGUCCCAGCCAGCGCUGAUCCAGCACCAGGCAAAAGUGCUGAGCGAGAUAAAGACCCCGGGCCUGAAGCUGCUGGAACAGGCGGCGGCGAGCGUGAACGGCAGCGUGGACCAUCAGAAUCAGCAGCACCAGCAGCGACUGCUGGCCGAGCAAUUCCCGAGCUUGCGCAUGUGGGUGGACGCGAUAGUGAAGAGGCAGACGAGCGAGGGGGGCGUCGCGCUGAACAAGAACGAGGCCGGCGACGGUCGGCAGCACUCGCAGCAGGCUUACUACCAGAUCGCCGUGCCGACAGUGUAUAAGCCGAUGCCCGUGGCGGCCAGCAGCGAGUUGCCGCCCGCGGUGCCGACCAGUUACGCGACCAACGGAGUGCCCGUGCGAGGCUGGCCGCCGGCCGGCGGCGCCGAGACGCCCGCGCGACAGGUACAUCAGGCGCAGCCGAGCGCCAGCCAGGUCGCCGCGGCGCAACGCCACCAGCCCUACUAUCCGACCGCCAUGGCCCUACCCUAUCCGCACAAGUUCCCGUUGGAGCUCUACCAGAAGGCUCCGGCGCUGAGCUUCCCGAGCGCCUAUCAGUACGCCGCGCCGAUCACCUACGCGCGCCUGUCGGGCGGUGCGCUGGAGGCCCCGGCCACCAUCACGUCGCAAAGCCGCGUGCCGCCGCUCAUCCCGCUGGCGCCUAACCAAUCGCCGUUGGCCAGAGUGCAGCCGCAGUGGGAGCCGGACAAGCGCGGCGCGGCGCUGGCCCUACCGACGCCCCAAGCACCGGCUCAGCGCCACCACCACCACUUCUACUCGCCGCCGCCGGGGCCGCAAGCCACCACCGCACCGGAUCCCCGGUACGGCAGACGCGCCAGCCUGGCCGACUACGCCAAUCCGAUGUUCGGCGCCGAGCAGGCCGCGCGACUCAAAGAGGUUUACGAGCAGCAGCAGAGGCACUAUCGUCAUCAGCAACAGCAGCAGCAGCAGCAGCAGUCGGCGGCCGAGCAAGCCACCAGACAACAGCAGCAACAGGCUGCGGCGAGGGCAGUCGCAGCCCCGAGUAAGCCCCAAGCUUACGUCCAGCAGCAGCAGCAACCGCAAGCGCAGAGCGCGACGAGGAACGGAACGUCGACGCCGUCGGCGAUCCCGAUCAGCCACUACUCGUCGUCGUCGUCGUCGUCGUCGUCGUCACCACCGGCGGCGGCGGCAGCGGCGGCGGCAGCGGCGGCGGUGGCGGGUUCCCACGCCAAGCAGUCGAACGGCAAGUACGCGCGCGACUGUCUCACGCCGAGCCUGGGCGAGGUGAGUCGCAGCCCGAGCGGCGCGCAGAGCCUGCGCUGCUCCAACUGCGGCGCGCCGGGCUCCAGCUUCGAGUGCCUCGGCUGCGAGACCAGCUUCUACUGCAACGAGGCCUGCCAGGCGCAGCACUGGUCCGUCCACGGAGCCCAGUGUCCCAAGAUCAUGCCGCGACUGAAGAAGCUCGCUUGAGCCCAGCGCCUCUCUCCUCUGUCUUUUCCGUAUGGAUAUUACCUGUAGGCGUGCCUGCAACCUGUCUGUUUUUCUGUCCGUCUGUGUCUGUCUGUCUAUCCGUGUGCGCGUUGACUCAUAGAUGUGGCUUUGGACGUGCGCGCGAAUACGUCUAUCGAGCGCUGGAGCCAUACGAUUGUGUUCAAUAUUUUCCCCGCGCCCCCCUGGCCCACCCUUUUUCCCGUCGUUCAGCGCGAGCGGCUUUAGCCGUUGAAUAUCGUAGUUUACUUGUUCCUCGUCUGCUCGUCUGUAUAUAAAUGAAAAAAGUUCGACACGCCGGUCGGAAAGUGCAACUGUGCCGAGCGCUCGGCGUAAAACGUGCGCCCGUGGUCGUCCUUGACGCGCGUCGCACUCGUAAAGUAUCGCGAGGCGACGUGUUCGCCAGCGCGAUUCCUCGUCUUUGCCGCGCAAUCUAGCCGAUGAACUACGAUGACGAACUAUUUUCGUUUCGGUGUAUAUAGUUUCGAGUUGAUAAGAAUUCUGUUGACAGCUGUGAUUUCUCUGCCAAUGAGUUUAAGCUUGUAGCUCGUAUAGACACUCUCGGAUAUCAGUCAAUUAGUAAGAAAAAAAAGCGAGACGCGCCAGAGCCCCGUAAUAACAUGCUAUGGCCAGCUGCGCGCCUCCUAUAUUGUAUAAGGCCUAUAUAUACUUGCAGUGUGCGCGAGAGCUGACGGUGAUUUAACGAAUUUUUGACACGAGGCCUUAAGAUAUAUAUUUUGUGAUGCGACGUCCUUUUAUUAAAUGCAAGUCGAAAUCAAAAAUAAAGUAAAUCAAAAGAAGUUUAUUGUACAUAUAUUUAUCGAUGAAUAGAAAAUGAUAUUUUUCUAUAUAUGAUGAGUUUUACUCGAGUAUCGACAAAAGCUGUGAGCAACUAAAGCUCGUAUACACAUAUAUAUUUGUUCAAGGCCUACGUUGAUGACAAGACGAAAAUUUUGUUGGUUUUCCUUGAUCUUUUUUUUUUUUUAAUUAUUGAACAACGUUUAGGCGUUUAGAAUUUAAUUUUAGAUCUUUUAUCCUUCUUUUUGUCAAGCUUUGAAGGUCGCGAAGAGCUUCUUCGGAUAGUUGAAAUAUAGGAUUAUAUGCGGAUAAUGUAACUUAUCGUCGAUAUUCUAAGUCAAUUGAAUAAGUAGUUUUAAGCGAGAAGAAAAACAAAUUUGUGAUUAACAACAAUGAAUCCUCAACACUUCUUAGUGAUCGUUCAAAGUUUAAGUGUUUUGCGUGUUCGAUGUGCACCUCCCCGCGCGGAAAAGCAGAACGCAAUGUAGAACGUGAGAGAGAGUGAGAGAGAGAGAGAGAGAGAGAGAGAGAGAGAGAGAGAGAAAGGGACGAGAACAGAAAAUAGAAAAAGAAACGUAAGGAAAGACGUAUUAAAUAUUACUCAGUUUAGCUAGACCAAUGUUUCAAAGACAAAUGAUGUGAUACAGAGUUAAAUGCAAUAUUUAAAGUAUACCCGUUUUAUCUCCAUGAUGUGUUUAGUCCCUCCUGUAAGUGUAUGACCAAAUACAAAGGCGAUAUGCAACGUGGGUGUCCGCUGAUCGAACGAAGUAGAUGAGAUGUCUAUACGUGCCCCGCGUUUCCGGUCGCAAAAGCCUCGCAAAGCCGUAAGGAGUUGACGUGCCCUCGACGAAAGUCCAAGGCUACUCGUCCCCCCCUGCCCCAUCCAUCCCUACGUAAUUCCUGCAUUUCAAUAGAUGUUGACAUUUUUCGUGUGUCCGUGUGCACUGUAAAGCGCUGUCACCGUGGUAAGAUCCGUCGCUUCUUACUUUUCCUCUCGUCGACCAUUACUUUUCCUUUCCUAUAUACAAAUUCUAUACGUAUCUUUAUAUAUUUAUGAAUCAUACGCGAACAUGUGUGUAACUUGAUAUUUUUGUACUAUGGAUAAUUUAUGUAAAACUUUUCGUACUUAAACGUGGCUCUUACGAUAAGUUGCGAUAGAUUGUCAAUUAUUUAUGAUGAUGCCCGGCGCGACAACGCCGCUGGUUUCUUUUGUAUUUUCAUCAGAAUGUUUACUUUGAAAUAAAGAUAAGAAUGCGCUGACAGUAAACUUAUUUGCUUGUUCUUCUCAACGUCUCGCACGAGUGCUCUGCAUCUUUCACCCCAGGACUACUCGCGUUUAUACCACUUUUACGCGCGCUGAUGGCGGCUUACUCAUGCGUGCGCGCAUCGCAUAGUUAAAGAAAUAUCGUCGGGAAAGUUUGAUAUACCGCGCAUACGAAUUCGCGCCGCUUUUCGACGAACUACGUGCAGCAGCAACGAAGCGAGCUUCGCGCUUGUCGUACACCGUUUGCUGACCCAUGAAACGUAAUAUCACGCAAUAUAUGCCGCAUCGAUCACGGUGGCUCUUACUAUCUGGUCAAAAUUAACGUUUGUUCGUUGCCAUGGCUAUAAAUUGCGAGCGGGGUUCGACACGGGCAUAAUGUUCGUUGGAUCUCGUUAAAACCAUUUUCAGAUGAUUGCGCACUUGGGCAAUAACAUAGCACCGACGACUGGAUUCGCGACGCAAUGUUUUUCAUCUCUUGGAAAAAUUCAUCUAUUCGGUUUUUGGCAAGUACGUGUAAACGUGCGCAAUGUUUGAUGCGCGAGCUC
Messenger RNA from Phymastichus coffea, 6934 nucleotides. RefSeq lists its product as uncharacterized. Lineage: Eukaryota; Metazoa; Arthropoda; Insecta; Hymenoptera; Eulophidae. The transcript is spliced from 11 exons. Gene Ontology annotation, biological process: regulation of transcription by RNA polymerase II. Gene Ontology annotation, molecular function: transcription cis-regulatory region binding; nuclear receptor activity. Gene Ontology annotation, cellular component: nucleus; aryl hydrocarbon receptor complex. The record is from RefSeq and is a predicted model, not a curated record. The coding region runs from base 149 to 4309 and encodes 1386 amino acids.